This is a messenger RNA of Neodiprion virginianus, 8351 nucleotides long. RefSeq names its product casein kinase II subunit alpha (gene CkIIalpha). Gene Ontology annotation, biological process: protein phosphorylation. Gene Ontology annotation, molecular function: protein serine/threonine kinase activity; ATP binding. The coding region runs from base 531 to 1583 and encodes 350 amino acids. Lineage: Eukaryota; Metazoa; Arthropoda; Insecta; Hymenoptera; Diprionidae. The record is from RefSeq and is a predicted model, not a curated record. Gene Ontology annotation, cellular component: cytosol; protein kinase CK2 complex; nucleus. The transcript has 9 exons.
UAACCGCCCGAAUGCUGGCGUGUGAUUUCUUCUCGCGUAAUUGUGUGCACGAUUCGGGUGGUGUGUGCGCGCUGUGCAGUGUGUAGCAUCUUGAACCUCGUUCACGUCGUGAGCAGCUCCUAGACUCCAAGUAAAAAAAGAGAUAAACUUUUCGUAUCGUUGGAUCGGGACGCACUGCGACCAAAUGUCGUCACCCCGUUGAAUUUCCCAAGAUGCACACGUUUACCUCUGAUCGAGGGUAAACCGAAUUCUGCUGCUUCAAUCAAUAUACACAAAUUGCUGUAAGAUAAUGUUGCAUGAUGCUAAUUCCUCGAAAUGAUGACCAGUCAUGAUUUGUGGAAGUCAUAACCAGCUCUGACGGCCAAAGGAAUGACUAUAAAUGUCUACUUCUGCAUUCAUAUGUUGGUAGCAGUAGCAGGGUGAGCGGUGGAUGCAGCGUAGUUAGUAGCCGAUCCUUUUGGCUCAGCGACGGUGGCAGUGCAAUUAGUUUAGUUAAGAACAGUAACGAAGACGUCAACGAUCUUGUGACAAUGGCGCUGCCAAGCAGAGCACGAGUUUAUUCGGACAUCAAUUCACACAAGCCUCGCGAGUACUGGGACUACGAGUCCUACGUCGUUGACUGGGGUCAACAAGAUGAUUACCAAUUAGUCAGAAAACUGGGCCGGGGGAAAUACAGCGAAGUAUUUGAAGCCAUUAAUGUCACAAAUAAUGAAAAGUGUGUCGUCAAAAUAUUAAAGCCAGUAAAGAAGAAGAAGAUAAAGAGAGAGAUCAAAAUUCUGGAAAACUUGAGGGGUGGGACCAAUAUUAUCACACUACAGGCAGUUGUCAAAGACCCGGUUUCAAGGACACCAGCAUUAAUAUUCGAACAUGUUAAUAACACCGACUUCAAACAGCUCUACCAGACCCUUACGGAUUAUGACAUACGAUACUACCUCUAUGAAUUGUUAAAGGCUUUGGACUAUUGCCAUAGUAUGGGAAUAAUGCAUAGAGAUGUAAAGCCGCACAACGUGAUGAUCGAUCAUGAAAAUCGAAAGCUGCGGCUAAUUGACUGGGGAUUAGCAGAAUUUUAUCAUCCGGGACAGGAGUACAACGUACGUGUAGCGUCUCGCUAUUUUAAGGGCCCAGAGCUGCUAGUCGACUACCAGAUGUACGAUUACUCCUUGGAUAUGUGGUCGCUAGGCUGUAUGCUGGCGAGUAUGAUAUUUAGGAAAGAACCAUUUUUCCAUGGACACGACAACUACGACCAGCUGGUGAGAAUCGCCAAGGUCCUAGGAACAGAGGAGCUCUUUGAGUACCUGGACAAGUAUCACAUUGAACUAGAUGCUCGUUUCAACGACAUUUUGGGACGACACUCGCGCAAGCGUUGGGAACGCUUUGUACAUUCUGAAAACCAGCAUCUUGUUUCGCCCGAGAGCCUUGACUUCCUUGAUAAACUUCUGCGCUAUGACCAUUAUGAAAGACUCACUGCGCGUGAAGCAAUGGACCACCCAUAUUUUUAUCCUAUAGUAAAGGAACAAGGUCGGCUUACCAUGGUGUCGUCGUCACCUACUCCCAUGACGGGCUCACUGCCUGUAGUUGAGUAGCGGCCCAGAUGACCACAGCGUGGCAGCGGGCAGAAUGCCGGUACCAGUUGCGGUUUCCGGGUCGGCCGGGCUAGGGGUCGGGGACGGGGUCGAAGGAGGGGGAGGGGGCCCUAUCGAAGAGCCCCCACCCCCCCAACCGAUUUCCCAGCUUAUAUAAAUUCAACAUCCCUAAAUUAUCGAAUAACCCCAAAGCUACUUCUGAACACAAUAGAACAUCAGACAUACAGUAUCGUCAACGUGAUACCAUUGCGCACCACUAGAAUCCAGUUUGAGGCCAACGAGUCAGUUGAACCUUUAAAUACAGAGACCAUUCGUUAUUUUAACUUCGACAGCGCCGAACUUGCUCUUCAGAUCCCUCGCAGCUUGUCUGGUGUUGACGUCAUUCAAAUUUCUAAAAUGUUGAAGAUGAUUGUGCGAUGGAUUUGCAGCGUCUUGUCAUCAAAAACUAGCCGUAACCAUUCUAACCAAUUGUUAAUAAUACUGGGUGUCUAUUUAAUUAUGAUAACGGUGUGCGGACUGUCUCUGUGGCUUGUGAUACAACCGCUCAUAAAAAAAUGACGUCGCCAGAUCACACAUUUAAGUCCUGAUUUUUUCACAGAUUGUUCACAUUUACGAAUACACCGAUAGCUAUAAUAGGUCAUUCAAUUUACUAUAUUUAACGAUGAUAAAAAUGUUCAUUUAUAUCUGAUACCACUAUAAUAGCUGAAUAAAAUGUUUGUUAUAGCCAACAUUUUUUUUCAACAUCUGUAUACCUGUAUCCAACAUAUUAACUUUUACCGAAUGUAAUUUUUGAGCAUUACGAACUUCUUGCAGUAAUAUUCAUGAGAAAUUUAAUACGAAGGCUAAUAUGCUGUUGCUGAGUAUUCAUGGAUUAACUUAAUUGCUUGUUUCACUGUGACAAUUGGAGUAAUCAAUGGAAAACUUGAAUGAAUUAUUAGUUCCGAUGCACUUGGUCGUCAAUAUGAAACAAUAUUAUAGAAAGAAUUAUUGUUGGUGCAUCCCAUCUUCAUUUAUAAACUUGGCAAAUUAAAUCAAGAUUCAUCUUUUAAAACAUAACGUAAUUAACAUACGUCAUCACAUAGUGUCGGUAUAUUUAUAAUAUUAUGUUUUGAAAAAAAGACUUAUACCCUUUAUUGAUUGAACAAUGAACAUUGUAUAAUGUCAGUUUAUAAUCGCAGCACAUGAACUGCAUUGAUUGUUCUAAAAACAAUAAACACUUAUUUUUAAAAUGAAACUGUGAAAAAGUUGGAACACUGCGAAUAAGGUGAAUUGCUUUAGAUUUUAGAAUGAUAUUCAAAAUUACUUGGCUUUAGUAAUGUGUUUUAUAGAUAGUUUAGUAGAUGAGACUAACGUUAUUGAAAGAAAGUAAUUUUGAAGAUACAAUUUUACCAAAAUAAAAUCAAACCACAGUAGCGGGAGGUAAUGCAGCUCUCAUAUCACACGCUUUACAUCGUCAACUCUUAGUCUACUUUAUUACAUGUGGACAAUACCUUGAUAUUUGUAUUAAAAUUCCACCCCUGUGAAACUACCGUGUUUAAGACUUGACAUACGGAGAUCACACCUAAGUACUGCCACAGAUUAACAAAAAUGAAUAGUAACCUGGACGAACGUCAUAUAUAUUCUAUAUCAGUGUUGAAAGAUGAGGCGUUUUGCUUGCCAAAAAGAUGCCAGAAAGAUAAAUAGUCAAAUACUGCGAGUCUAACAUAUCUUUCAACAAAUCAAAUAAAUGCGAUGUCAAAAUUGGCAACUUAUAUGUUUUCUGUUUAUCAAUGAUUCAAGCAUUGUAUUACUCCGUAAUAAAAGGAAUAGUAAUAUGAAAAUUCGAGGACGAUAGUGAAUAACUUGAUAAAACUAAAGUUCCGAGCUAGGAAAUUAAACUUACAACUACUAGCCGCUUCAGCAGCUAUUUAACCAGUAUUUUCAAUUCGGUUUAUGGACCUGACUAGUAGUUGCGAGAUCGAACCGUUGAAGGCAUACAUAUUUGUCUCAGAAGUGUGUUGACCUGCCCUGAGCUGGUACUUAGAAAAAAUAAUAAAUUUUCAAAUAAUAAUGUAACCAUUUCAUAAGUAUGUUCAAUGCAAGGCUGGUUAUCACACUAAUUCAAUACUUUCACAUCGUUACAUAGAAACAUUAUAAUAUAAAUAAGAAAAGCGUGCAUGACCCUGAUCCAUGAUUUUUAUUAAACAACUUUCAGUCAGCACUCUUUUGAUUUUCUAUGAUGAGCCAAUUACACAUAUAUUUUCAUUGCAUAAUUAUGUCUUAAGGGGUCUGUAAAGAUGUUUAUACCUAUAUGUCAUUUUAUCUAUGAUUUCUGCCUGUUUGAAUCCAAUGGUUUAUGACGCAUUACAACGUAUAAUAUACAUAUGUCAUUAUUCGCAAAUUUUUAUCGAUUCAGUCGAGUCAUAUUCGACUGAUUUUAGCUUAGUGACCAUCGCUAACAUAUGGUACAUCGAAUGAUAAUAUUAUCGAGUGGAUGUAUUUGCUUUUAAUAUCCACACAGUAUGUAUCGCUAACUUGUUUUGAGCAAAAUCGCGUCCAUUAAUGUACAUUUGUUUACAUGCAUUUCUACGUUAUAUUAUUUGAAUAUUAGUAAAAAAAAAUUUCAUUUCCUAGGUAAUAUAUCUAAGAAUAUACUUUGAAACCCAUUAGUUGAGAAUACUAUAGAUUUGUAUAAGCACAUCUGGGUUCAGACAGGUGAUUUGAUUUAGUUUUUAAAUCAAUCGAGUAACUAAAAAAGAUAGAAUUAUAUAAACGUAUAUGGUUUUCCUUGCAUUAAUUUAUAAUAUACCUAUCCAAUUUGAUAUUGUCAUAACUAAAGUAUUUGGGGCAUAUUAAAUACAUGAUGAUCCGAGAGUAUAUGAAAAACCAAAUAAAUAAUUUGCAAUAUUUCUUUACUUAAAUUUUUUAUUUAAACUUGAUAUUAAAAUGAUACACAUUGCAGUGUCAAUGUAAGCUCAUGGCUUGUGGCUAAUGUGACUCUUGCUUAUACCAUUGUCAAUGGUAUUCGUAAUUUUGAAGCCCCAGAAGAGUAGAUUACAGUAUAGAAAUAUUCUAACAAAUUAAAACUUGUAAUACAUUUUCACAUUAAAGUACAGCCCAAGUCAUAAUCUUUCCUAAACUGGCACACUGUUUUUGCCAAUGCGCGAUGCUGGCCAUACGCACAUACACACUGAUACACACACACACAAGUCCUGAAAACAAUUCCGAACAUUAAAUAGUUACAGCGUAUUCACUUAAUUUAACGACAUUUUUUUUAAAUGACUACAUAAUCUCUAAAGGUGAAUUCGAAUAAAACCUCGUGUUACUUGUUGGCACAGUGUACCAAUUUCGUAGGUAUGGUAGAUAAAUUAUAGUAUCGAUGUUCACACGUUUAUUUAUGAUUAUUAUGUGUUGGCGAUUUGUGAGCCGAGCAAGAAUUAUUACUCAGAAUUGUUAUAUACUGAACUGUUAUAUAAGAUAAGGCAAUACCUAUGUAUAUCAUUGGCCCUUGUGUGUAGUUCUCAAAACAAUGUGUGCAAUAGCAUCUUAAUACGACAAUUUGCUAUGGCAAAAACAGUGUGUAAAUAUUCGUUCUCCCCAAAACCUCUGUUCAUAUGUUAAGUUUACAAUAAUCUAGUUUAGUUUUAUAGAAAAGAAAAACAAAAAAAAACUAUAAUUACUCUAUUAAAGAAAAGUAAUUAAUGAAAAACUGAAUAAAUGGAUUAAUAUUAAUCGGAAGAGUCGGUAUGAUUAUUUGUGUUUGUCGCAUAUUUAUCGAAAGAUAAAAUAAAUAUUGUUUACGAAUAAGUAGUUGAACUAUUCAACGUAAUUCGAUUUGGUAACAAAUAGGAAUAAAAGUAAAAGAAAAAUAAAAUCAAGACAAACUCUCUCGUGUUUCAUAAUCUGUAUUUCACAACGUCUGAUGAAGAGAGUAACUUCGAGAUUGAUUUCAGUAUAAGUUUUUUCAAAUUCUCACAAUUGAUAAAUUAUUGCUUCCAUAAAGAGUUGAAAAUGAUAAUAAUAGAAAAAAGCAAAUACUAACUAAAAUACAUGAUUUUUAUUACCACAGCUUUCAAAUUUUAGUUAUGUUACUUUUGAUACAUUACAAAUGCGACAUACAGGCCUUGUAUAGAUCAAAUAUAAAUCAUAAAUUAUACACACAUGAACUAGUGAUAGUAAAACAUUUUUUACACCAUCGCAUUGUACUAGGUGAUCAAAAAAUGUUUCGUAAAAUAUUGUAAAUACUAAGUGUAUUUAAUUUCUUGAACAUGCAACAUAAUUCACGUCAUUUUUUUGAACUUAGCUUUAAGACAAUAACUGUAACAAUGUUCCCAAGGCAGUUUCGGAAAAGUCAUGUUAUGGGUAGCAUUUUGUACCUAUGCUGCAUUAUUCAACCUUUGUAAUCUAUCCCGUAACUAAUCUCGUCUUUGUCGAAAAUUAAAUUCUUGUUAAGUAAAUACGUAAUAUAACAAAUGUUUUCCAACUUAGGCAGGAAAAUAUACAUGCAUACAAUAAUACAGCGUUUUUAUGUCCAAAAUUGUAAUAUCGCUAAACUAAUGAUAAUGUAUAGGAAUACAAAGGUAAAAUACAAUUUUGUUUCGAUAUAUAUAUAUAUAUAUAAAAAAAAAACGAACAAAAAACACGACCCUUUGUCUACUUACCGAUUUUUUUUUUACAUUCAUUACUAUACCCUAUACUACGGAUGGUUUGAGAAAAUAGCCCGUUUGUCAGCUAUCACUGUGGUUAUUUAAAGCUGGUUCGUAGUGCGACUGGAUUCGGUUUCAUUCCAAAUACCAUCUGUAUUGUACAUACCACGUGUUGAGAAACCAAGUAACGAACCAAGUUAUUUAUAUAAUUUUUUUGUCAUGUAUAUUAUAUAUUAUAUAUAUACAUAUAUAUAUAUAUAUAUUAGGAGGGUCUUUAAUAGGGGUGUUUUUGAAUUUUUAUGCUCCCAGGGGCUUAAACACUUUCAGAUUGAUAAAAAAAAAAUUCCUUGAAACUUAAGCUCUCUAUGUCAACUCCAAGAUAGUACGUACUGUGACCGAAGUAUCUAUUUCUUUUUUCAGACAGUAGCACUAAUGCCCAUUAAAAUCUCGUAGUUACAGAUUUUUCGGAACAUUAUUACUCUUACAAUAAAAUAUAUACUGAGAAAGAAAGUUUUUUCCAUGUUAUUUAAAUAAAAUAUGUAGCACUAUUUUAGAGUUGAUACAGAAAGCUCAAAUGUCCAAGGAAUUUAUUUUUAACAAUUUGAAAGCGUUUAAGCCACUGGGGGCAUAAAAAUUCAAAUACACCCCUAUUAAGAACCACCCUAUUACGUACAUAUAUAUAUAUAUAUAUGUAUAUAUAUAUAUAACGUAUCUCUAAGUUGGCACACAAUCUUUAGUAUAAUGUCGUAUGUUGAAUUUCCUUCCUUGUGUCACAAUUAUUGGAUGACUACUGUGUAAAGAUGUUUGCCCUUUUCGUUCUUUGAAGAAAAAAUAAAUAAAAUGUUAUUUUGAUGGUUAAGAUGCAUAUUGGAUUUGUAAUAACAUGUGUUCGGCUAUCAAUACACGUGGAAACCAGGAUAUGUGUCAUACUUUGAUCUGCUGAAUGUUGACCAUUCACGGAGACGGAAAAUAACAUUUAUUAUGGAAAAACGUUCCUACAUAUGAAGUUUACCAAACGAUUACAUUCACAAACUUUUAUACUAUAUUUUCUAAAUUUAUUUACCCGUGCGUAAUGUGUUCAUGUUUGAUUUUUAUUCCAAUACUCACAAAAUUAUCAUUCUCAGGGUUAAAAUGAUCGAUUAUUCAACAGUCUAACACGAAAUUUAAUAGGUUUUCAUAAGUUUUUAAAUAUCAUGAUAAGCAAUAGGCUAUUUGACAGAAGCAAGUAUAUAAUUUAACAAUGCAUAAUAGUUGACUAAUGUUGCUUAUGCCGAUCAUGUAUUCAAUCAUCUCACUUAUUACAAUAUCAAAAAAAAAGUACUCUAGAGCAGCAUUUCUCAAUUUAUAAAAUAAGAGAUUGUAUUUCGUGCGGAAUUCAUUAAGAUUGAUAAUUGGAUAUAAUAUGGCUAGGAUGACUUUGUGACUUUCUAACAGUCUAUGAUUGCUCAAAUAACUUUACCAUAUAUUGUACUCGAUCAUACAAGUUGAAUUUGUUUGCUGAUUCCCGUAACAGAAAGUUUAGAUCUUGUGGCGUGGUUUUCGGCCCGCUAAAUAAUGUACGAUUAAUUAGUUGGUAGUUGCACACAUUUAUUAUUCAUGCAACAAUGUCGAUCUUGUUCAAGCCUUUCAAGCCCAUGUAUAACUUUUAGCUUUUUACAAUUUCACCAGCUGAUAUUGAAAUUCCUAUGGUCCCACAAUUGUGAAAUGCUGUCUUAGCGUAGACAAUAAAUAUGAUACAUAUUAAACGAAGAUUUAUUCAAGGUAACAAUGCGUUUGUGGAAUUAUGGAACUAUGUUUGCACCUUGGGAAAUGCACGGAGUCUGCCAUGAAUAAAUACGUCGUAAAAUUUCUAUUGCAAUAUACAAUGGAGUAUACUAUUUGGUGAAUUGAAUCGAUCCCAGCAUCAGCUAGGGUAAAAUUAAAAGAAAAUUUCCAUCGCUGAGGAAAUAAUGAUAAAAUAACUACAUAUAUUAUUAAUAAGCGGUGAAAAAAGUAUAGUAAGAUAGUAAAUAAUGGAAAAUUAAUUAAAACUGUGUCCAGUCGAUGAAGAUAAAAAAAAAAAAUUGUUCGAGAUAAAAACCAUGGUGUUGUUAUACAUAUAAAACGAUAUGAAAAAGAGGUGAAAUAAACUAUUGUAAACAUU